Messenger RNA from Numida meleagris (helmeted guineafowl), 3303 nucleotides. It is a transcript of the gene LRRN3, whose product is annotated as leucine rich repeat neuronal 3. The coding region runs from base 459 to 2585 and encodes 708 amino acids. Gene Ontology annotation, molecular function: protein binding. NCBI's taxonomy places the organism in Eukaryota, Metazoa, Chordata, Aves, Galliformes, Numididae. The transcript has a single exon. The record is from RefSeq and is a predicted model, not a curated record.
UUUCUUUUCUUACUUGCAAUAAUUAACAUUAGAGAACAAGAGAUAGCUAAAUUAAUUUAUAACUUUAUAGUUUCUUAUACUAAUUAUUUCCUCUUCUUAUAUUUUAGGUCAUCCUGUCAUUCCUGCAAACACUAAUCAAUCAUGGGAUUUGAAGUUAAUACUACUAAAUAAAUGAAUUGCUUAAUCUCCUAUGACCAUCUAUACAUGCUUCAUCUUCACAAAGCUUAUCAAUUUUAUGUCAUCAAGGACAGAGCGACCUUCAUUUCCACAAAAUGUCUCUUGCUACUGGACAAGUUGGUUGUAAAUUUAUCACUUAUCCUCAGGAAGAAAGUCCUUCGAAAUCUGCAUUUGACAAAUGCAACUCUAUGUUUUAUCAAUUGACCAGGUCAUACUGAAUUCCAAAACCAUAACCGUGGAAUACUAAAGGGUCUGUUGCUUUUCUGAACAUUUCAGCUAAAAUGAAGGACAUGCAACUCAAAAUUAAUUUUCUACUUGGCCUAGUUAUCACUGCAGUGGUACAGGCUGUAGAAAAAAAAGCAGACUGCCCAGAGUUGUGUAUAUGUGAGAUCAGACCCUGGUUCACUCCCCGGUCUGUGUAUAUGGAGGUUCCAACAGUGGACUGUAAUGACUUAGGCCUUUUUAAUUUUCCAGCCAGGCUGCCUGCCGACACACAGGUUUUACUUCUACAGACUAACAAUAUUGGAAAAAUUGAACACUCAGUAGACUUCCCAGUGAAUUUAACUGGUCUAGACCUAUCUCAGAACAAUUUAUCCUCGGUGGCCAGUAUUAAUCUUACAAAGAUACCGCAGUUGCUUUCUGUGUACCUUGAAGAAAACAAACUUACUGAACUCCCUGAAGAAUGUCUCUCUGGACUCCACAAUUUACAAGAGCUUUACAUUAAUCAUAACAUGCUUUCUAUGAUUGCACCGGGAGCUUUCAUAGGCCUCAAAAAUCUUCUCAGACUUCAUCUCAAUUCAAAUGGUCUGCAAAUGAUCAACAGUAAGUGGUUUGAAGCUAUUCCUAAUCUGGAGAUUCUCAUGAUUGGAGAAAAUCCAAUAAUCAGAAUUGAAGAUAUGAACUUUAAGCCUCUUAUCAAUCUGCGCAGCCUAGUUUUAGCCAGCAUAAAUCUCACUGAAAUACCAGAUAAUGCUUUGGCUGGCCUUGAAAAUUUAGAAAGCAUUUCCUUCUAUGACAAUAGAUUUGUUAAAGUGCCCCAUAUUGCUCUUCAAAAGGUUACAAAUCUUAAAUUUCUGGAUCUAAAUAAGAAUCCCAUUAACAGAAUACGAAGGGGAGAUUUUAGCAAUAUGCUGCACCUGAAAGAGUUAGGAAUUAAUAAUAUGCCUGAAUUGAUUUCCAUAGAUAGUCUUGCUGUUGAUAAUUUACCAGAUUUAAGAAAAAUAGAAGCUACCAACAAUCCAAGAUUAUCAUACAUUCAUCCAAAUGCUUUCUACAGACUUCCCAAGCUGGAAUCACUCAUGCUCAACAGCAAUGCACUGAGCGCCCUGUACCGCAGUACAAUAGAAUCACUGCCUAACCUGAAGGAAGUUAGUAUACACAGCAAUCCCAUUAGAUGUGAUUGUGUCAUCCGCUGGAUUAACAUGAAUAAAACAAAUAUUCGCUUCAUGGAGCCAGAGUCUCUGUUUUGCGUAGACCCUCCUGAAUUCCAAGGCCAGAAUGUGAGACAGAUACACUUCCGGGAAAUGAUGGAAAUCUGUCUCCCUCUGAUAGCUCCUGAAAGUUUUCCAUCUACUUUGGAUUUAAAAACUGGCAGCCAUAUUUCCUUACACUGCAGAGCAACAGCAGAACCAGAACCUGAAAUCUACUGGAUAACACCAUCAGGACAUAAACUUUUGCCUAAUACUAUUUCUAAUAAAUACUACAUUCAUUCUGAAGGAACAUUAGAAAUAAGUGAUGUAACACAGAAAGAAAGUGGCUUAUACACAUGCAUAGCAACGAAUUUAGUUGGGGCAGAUCUAAAGUCGGUCAUGAUUAAAGUGGAUGGCUCUCUUCCUCAGGACAGCAAUGGACCUUUAAAUAUUAAAAUAAAAGAUAUAAGAUCUAAUUCUGUUUUGGUUUCAUGGAAAGCAAGUUCUAAAAUUCUGAAGUCCAGUGUUAGAUGGACUGCUUUUCUGAACGCAGAAAACUCUCAGGCUGCACAGAGUGCUCGAGUACCAUCUGAUAUAAAGGUAUAUAACCUUACACAUCUAAAUCCGUCAACUGAAUACAAAAUUUGUAUAGAUAUUCCCACUAUUUACCCCCAGAAUAAGAAACAAUGUAUCAACGUAACCACUAAAGGACUAGAUAUGUCAGUGAAAGGCUAUGAAAAGAACAGCAUAAUAGGAUUUCUUGCCUGCCUUGGUGCUCUUCUGGGAAUCAUCUCUGUGGUAUAUCUCUACAGCUGCAUCUCACGAGACAUGAACCAUGAUGUCCAACACAGCUAUCUAAAGAAUUACCUGAAGAAACAAUCCUUUUCACUCAAUGAGCUUUAUCCUCCUCUAAUCAGUCUUUGGGACAUGGGCAAAGAAAAAAGCACAGCAAUGGAAGUGAAAUCAACUCUAAUAGGCGUACCAACCAACAUGUCAUAAAUAUCAAUUUCUGAAAUAAAAAGCACAGGACUGUAUUUGUGCUAAAUAAAAAAGAAACAAGAAAAAGUGUAUCUUUUAGAAAUUAGAUGCCUGGACUUUGCUGCUGACAAAUAGGAAUAUAUACUGCCUCAGCAUAAGAGAAGAAUUUUAACUAAGGCUUCUAAGGGUAUUCUACCAACCAAAUACAAUUAACUUUGUUUUCUAGAACUUUCAUGGGACUUUUAAGUCUGGAAUACAGUGCAAGUAGCCAAGAACAUUUUCUGUAUUUUAUUUUAUUUUUUUUUACUAUUACUUAAAAGUAGUGGAACUGAGCAAUACCUCCUCCUGUGCUGUAUCACAUACAAUAGCCACGAGUUUUGCAGUGAAAAGAUAUACUAGGAUUGACACAUGGUAUAAUGAAAUGGACAAAUUCUGUAGAGUAGACACAGUGAGUAUGUGAAAUUUUUUUAUGAGGAAAAUACAUUUUUGAUUAAAAUCAAAACUGUUUUUGGCUUGUUUGUUUCUAGAGAAGUAUUCUGGGUGCUCUUGUCUGACAAUAAACAAAUUCAUUAUAAUAUCUGAUAAAAUAUUUCCUUACAUAUUCUCCUGUUGAAAUGCCAGUUGGAUCACAUAGGUCAUUUUUGCUGCUUUUAGGCUGUACAAGUGCAAUGACUCGCAUAAUAAAACACUUUCACAAAGUACUUACCCAUACUGGUUAGUAAUAAUAACUGUAUUUUAC